Molecule: messenger RNA, 4055 nt
Organism: Lineus longissimus
Lineage: Eukaryota; Metazoa; Nemertea; Pilidiophora; Heteronemertea; Lineidae
Product: toll-like receptor 2
Exons: 2
Coding region: 115-2823 (902 amino acids)
Biological process (GO): toll-like receptor signaling pathway; immune response; inflammatory response
Cellular component (GO): plasma membrane
Molecular function (GO): protein binding; transmembrane signaling receptor activity
Source: RefSeq, a predicted model, not a curated record
AAACAUCCUGAUAUUUGAGAGGGUUGAUGUAUUGGGUUUAUCCUUGUACAAAUCAAUCCGAUUUCGCAUUUUGGGACUUUCUUUUCAUCUGACACGUCUUUGGCUAUCUAAAGGAUGACAACAAGGACAGGUAACCCUCUGGUUGUGACAUCGAGAAUGGCUGACAGGACCAACCCAGGGACAAAUAUUCCAUUAUGGCCGUGGUUAUUCCCGAUGCUGGUGCUACUCUUGGCCAUGCCGACUUCAUACUCGAACACCAGGCACGUCGAGAAGCUUUACCACGGAUGCGAACUUAGCAACUAUACCGACACAAUAGCGCAAAGAUGCUUGCAGAGGGUGACUUGUCUGUGGUUGGGAGGAGAAACCUUCAAUAAUGUAACCAGAAACAUCUCCCGGAUCCCCGUCAAAGAGCUGAACAUCACGAAGUGUCGCCGGGCUGCAGUGCCGACCUCAAUCGUCCUUAACCAACAGUCCCUAGCUCCGGUCAGUGGUCUUAUCGGUCUUCACAUCGAGGAUUGCAGUGUGUCCCUAAUAGAAAAUAACACUUUUCAACGAAUGACAAGUCUUCGCUUUCUGCGGUUGAUCCGGGCACAGAUCAGUGAAUUGGAUCGUAGUAUCUUCAGCUCGUUACUUAACUUAGAGCAAUUGGACCUCUCGUCCAAUCCGAUCCGUCACUUAAGCCUGGAACUGGCACCGAAAUUAAACAGCUUAAUUCUUGGUGAUUGUCUACUCGAAGACUUCUCUAUUUGGGCCAGUAUCAAAGGUGUUGGGGAGAAUUUGCAGCUUUCCAAACUAGACUUACACGCUUCCCGAGACUCAUCCCGUAAACAUGGUAACAUCAGCGUCGUGAGGGGGUUAACGAACCUUAUCAACAACGCCUCGGAGUUGAUUCUUGACGGAAACAACCUUAACUUCACUGAGACCUUUUCCUUUGCUGGGUCAAAGGUCACGAACAUAUCCAUGCUGUCAAUCACAGUUUGGAACAGCACACAUCUUGAUGAUAUUGGAGGCGCGCUGAAAGGCAAACUUGUUGAGAAACUAGUCGUGAGGAAGCCAAAAAGCGCAAAAUCUAUGUCAUAUAAGUAUGUUACUUUCGAUGCUUUCGAGGAAGUCGACUUGAAGGAACUUGUGGUUGAAGCGAACUUUCAUCACCCCAAUGUAGGUCCAACGAAUCCUUUUAGGAAGCUUGUGAACCUCACGGGGCUUUAUCUUCGGGAUUGUGCAUAUGAUGUCAAAUACGUUCCAAGUAACUUCACGGGUAUUCUGAAAAAUCUAGAGCACCUCAGUCUCAACUAUGCGUCGUUAGACAACCUGCGUGUGCAUGGUUUGAAAUCGCUUCGAACCCUCGACCUGUCUAACAACAUCGCUGGCAAACGCAACCACCAACUGAACAUAACCGAAGUGGAAAAUCUUCGUUCUCUAAACCUGUCUUGUGUCAACGCAUCAAUUCAACUGCGAAUAGAACAUUGUGUUGGUUUUAGGCAACUGAUCUUGCGGAACAUCACAAUAUCGGAAUACAAGGUGGGUGUCAACAUGACUUUGUGGCAGACACACAUCCCAUGUCUGAAACAGCUCGACUUGAGUAGCAAUAACGCGGAUUAUUUCCCCUUCUUCACUUGGAUAAGCAACGUUAGGGAUGCGUUUCUCGGGCUAGAACAUAUCGAAGAACUGGAUUUAAACGACACGGACAUCGGCGCCGUCGACAGGGAGGAUUUAAAGUAUGUUUUUAAGCCUCUCAAGGGCCUCAAGCGGCUGAACCUAGCUGAUAGUCUAUUCAAACACGACUACCCGGUGGUGAUCUUCCAAAACCAAGCCGAAUUAGAAGAGCUUGAUUGGUCAUCGAAUGCCAUCACAGCCAUUGGCAGUGUUGUCUUCAGUACCUUACGUAGGUUGCGUAGCCUCGACCUUCGCAAUAACCAGCUGAUUUAUAUUUCGGGUAAGGUUUUUACGACGCUGACGAAUUUGCAAACCUUACUAAUGUGGGAAAACAGUUUCGCGUGUAACUGCAAAUUGAGGGGCUUCACUUAUUGGCUAAGUCGCAGCAAAUUCGUUAUUCCGAAGGACGCGAUUUGCGAAAGUUACUCCGAGCCUUGUCGGAGCCCACCAAAGCAUGUUGGUCAUCGACUUGAAAGUUUUCUUCCAACGUGGUUAGACUGCGAAAACCAUCGGGCCAUUGUAGCACUCUCAACAUCCCUCGUACUUUUAUUUUGCUUAUCAGUAUCCCUCUCAGUCGUCGCCUAUCGAAAGCGUCUGUCAAUCCGUUACUGGUACGUCAUCCGAAAACUUAAGCGUAAAAGGGAACGCCCACGGCCUGGUUACAUACCUUUAUCGCGUCGUCAUAGCUACGACGUAUUCAUCGCAUACAUGCCCCAAGAACAAAGAUGGGUGGAACAUACAUUCCGUCCAGAACUGGAACAGUCUAAAGAUGUUGCUUUCAGAGUUGCUACGGUUGAUAGAGAGUUCCAAGUUUCUGGCCGACCGGAAGUCAUCGACUUGGUGGAAGGUGGCUUCGGGCACAGCAGUCACGUUAUCUUUAUCGUCACCGAUGAAUUUCUUAGCUGGGAGAAAUCGGACUACAUGAUGACACAGGCCGAGGUUAUGUACCUCGAGAAGGGCUGCCCUGAGCCUAUUCUGGUGCUCAAGGAAAGGAUAACCACGAUGGACCAAGCACCUCUCAGCUAUAAGCGACUUAUACGUCACGUGGUCCGCCUCCAUUGGCCUCAAGGUCAAGGUUAUACUGAGGAUUUCUGGAAGAAUCUACGACUUGUGUUGCUUGGAGAGUUGAACCCUUCAAGGACAAAAGCAAUUUACGCUGGGUACUAGGAUGGUCGGACACGAUGGCAGAUUCCCAGACUGCCGUUGAUGAGUUGACGGGAUGAGUUGGUCUGAGACUCGGGCAACGAACAUUCGGCGGAGCAACACGAGAUACUCGGACCAUGAAAGCAUCGAUUCGGGGAAAUGAUUUCACAUAUAACUUGGCCUAACACACUGGAUGUACAUUCUACUUCCUGUUCUCCACUGUUCCGGAACAGGCCGAGAAUCCGGGAACGUGUUCCGAAGUCUCGAACGCAAAAUCCGUGCUCUCAGUUAUUGUUACGGCAUUGCGAGAAAAUCGUUUUAAAAUGGUACAGAGACUCCACUUAACCUCACUUUACAAAACGAGAUGUUGUGAAAUUUGGGAGCAAGCGCUUUCGAUGACAUCGUUCUCGGCUCCAGAACAGGGAAUCAAAUACAGCUCUCUAAUCCAUAUUCGGAAAAAUACACCAACUAAUCUGGGGUAUUGACUAUCGUUAUAGCAUCUUUUCCAUACUUGUGUUUCAAUCAGGGAGAAGAAUAUUCAUUCCCUACAUGUAGUUUCACAUAUCUCAGAUCGGUUCAUUACAACAAUAUCGAAACAAAGUCCGAACCGGAAGAUGAUGUCGCAACGAUCAGACAACUUGGUGUCGCCACCCCAUUGUCUAUCUAUUGAACAAGUUUAAUGGCAUCGGGCAUCCCUAUACAUGCUUCCCGAAAUUGGUGGCUUGCAUUGGAACUAACUUUUUCCCCCUUGUCCGUCAUCAAAGGCAAUCAAGUGUGUUGGUCAACCAUGACUAUCUCCUUUGUCCCUCCACCAUAAGGCCUAGUUUCCCCUUAUGGCAUCACUAUUUCGGACACUCAGCGCCCCAUUUCUGGAAAGGUUUAUAUCUAACUUGAAUAUAAUAUUCAGAACCAGUCAUUGAUUGGUCAAACUAUACAGUAUCCAAGCUUUGCACCAGACGUAAAAUAUGUUAUGCAUGUAGGUAUACGCAGUGUGUUUCUGCACUUUCGGUAUUAACGAGUUAAAUACAAAAUGUAGUAGAUAUCGUCUGGUUAAACCAUUCGCCACACAGACAUAAUACAAGGCCUCGUCACAGUUCUCUGCGAGGAGUAUGGGGUUAAAAAUCAGGAAUUUGUCCUACAGCCGCGUUUUCACAGAUUUCACGAAAUACAUUAAAUGUGCAAAUAUUUUAACAAUGUUGUCUCGGCUACUGCGCCGCAGCUCACUUCCUGUACAACAACUUAAUAACCAAGAAAUC